UCCCAAUGGCCACGACGAGCUUGCUACAGUUGCCGUGUCACUAGUGCGAACGCGAUUUUCCAUUCCUGAAGUCAGCUCUGCUCGGUUGGAUUGUAUUCAGCGUUUUGGUUUGCGAAAAUUUAACGAAAAUGUGAAUUGACAUUCGCCGGCUGUGUUGCGUAUAGUGUUUAUGUGUGAAUAUAAGAAAUUAUUCUGUGCCAAUGCCAAAUGGUGGAUGUGAUUUACCAGCAGCCAAAGUUGGUGCAACAAAAAGGGCGAAAGUUUUAACUGUACACCGACCCAUCCACCUCUAAAGACUAUUCUUGAGGGUCUCGGCUGUGGCGAAAGUCGUCGCGUUGGACGCGUACAUCGUCACAGUGUGAUUGUAUUUGUAUAUUUCUCUAUCUCGUAUUUGUUGUGGAAAGUGUGCUGAAGAAAAACUGCCAUCACUAUGUAUAGUUCCAGCUGGCAGCAGCGGGUAUCCCGAUUCUUUAUCAUCCCACAGCGGGUGAUAUUAGCGAUCAUGGGCUUCCUGGCGAUCAUGAAUGCAUACACGAUGCGUAUCUCGCUGUCGAUCGCCAUCACGGAGAUGGUCAACAAAACGCACGGAGCGACCGAAGAGGACGGCGGCGUCUGUCCGAUCGACGAAAGUGCCAACCCGGAUGACUUCACCGGGGGCGAGUUCGAUUGGGACGAGGAGCUGCAGGGCAUCAUCUUAUCCUCGUUCUACUGGGGCUACGUCAUCACGCACAUCCCCGGCGGUAUGCUGGCGGAAAAGUUUGGCGGCAAGUGGACACUUAGUUUGGGUAUCCUCUCAACGGCCUUCUUCACACUGAUCACCCCGUGGGCAGUGGAGCUCGGUGGAUCUACGGCGCUGAUCGUGAUUCGUGUGAUGAUGGGACUGGGAGAGGGUACGACCUUCCCUGCGUUGAGCGCACUGAUGGCCACCUGGAUCCCGGCGAAAGAGCGUAGUAAGCUUGGUUCGCUUGUGUUUGGCGGUGGACAAGUGGGAACGAUUCUAGGCAACCUGCUAUCCGGCGUGUUGCUGCACAACAUUGAAGGCUGGUCGUCGGUGUUUUACUUCUUCGGUGGGCUGGGCGUCUUAUGGUUCGUGAUCUUUACAUUGCUGUGCUACAGUGAUCCAGAGUCUCAUCCGUUCAUCAGUGAAAAGGAAAAGGCUUACCUGAAGCAGGAACUGGGAACGUUGGAGCGUGAUCGUACACUGCCACCAACGCCAUGGCGCUAUAUCCUCACCAGUGUCCCUAUGAUGGCGCUGGUUUGCGCACAGAUCGGACAUGAUUGGGGUUUCUUCAUCAUGGUUACCGAUCUGCCCAAGUACAUGAGUGACGUGCUGCGGUUCUCCAUCAAGGAUAAUGGACUGUACUCCUCCCUACCCUAUCUGGUCAUGUGGAUCGUCUCGCUGUCCACUGGCGUUUUGAGCGAUUGGCUCAUUACCUCUGGACGUAUGACUAUCACCUUCGGACGCAAGCUAUUCACCACCAUUGCCUCAAUCGGUCCGGCCUGUUUCAUUGUCGGUGCGUCGUACGCCGGGUGUGAAAAGGCAGUCGUCGUCAUGCUGUUCACCUUCGCCAUGGGUCUUAUGGGUACGUUCUACCCCGGCAUGAAGGUCAAUCCGCUCGAUUUGAGUCCAAACUACGCUGGCACGCUGAUGGCCAUCACGAACGGUAUCGGCGCCAUUACCGGCAUCAUCGCACCGUACGUUGUCGGCGUAAUGACACCCAAUCACACACUGGAAGAAUGGCGCAUUGUGUUCUGGAUCUCGUUUGCCAUCUUCAACGUUACCAAUCUGGCAUACAUCAUCUGGGCGUCGGGUGAAGUGCAGCCCUGGAACACGCCCCAUCUGAUGAACAAAUCGGUCGAGGCGGGUGAAUCGAUUGACGUUCCGGCAAAUGCAAAGAAAAGCGUACAAUCUCUAGAGGCCAUAAAGCAGUAGAAGAGGAGCUAGCCCUGAGGCUCUCAGUGAUAGGCUAAUGAUCCCUUGCAGUUCACAGGACCUAUCAACCUGGAGUCUGCGUGAGUGAUAGUAGAGAAGUAGAGGAAAUUACUUUCAAAUAGUAAAAGCUUUUGAAAAGGAAGCAAUCGAAAGUUGAGAAAACCACACGCUGUAAGUCAACAAAAUAUGGCUUAUUUUAAAAAUUCCUUCUUUUAUAUAUGAGUACAAUGCCAUUGUGCUAAUGUACGGAUUGAUAGUUAAUCCGACCAUAGGCCACGCCACUGCUCUGCUGAAACGUGUAGGUUUAACAAAACCUCCCCCCCCCCCUCGAUGCUCAGUGCGAUAAUAUAUUGUUGUGUUGAAUUUAUUUAUACCACUUAUCAGCUUGAAUACGCGUUAGAAUUUACGAUAUAGGAGCAUGCAAGCAACUGAAACGGGUACACUAGAACAGCGAUGGAUUACGAUCGUACAUACCAUUGUACCAGUUGUACCUGCUACGUAGAUAGCAAUAGGUGCCAGGGAAAGCGAUCGAUAGCAAUCGAGAAUGAAAAGUAAUGGAGUGAUAAAUAAAGAUCAAAUCAAAAGGCUUUA
Molecule: messenger RNA, 2524 nt
Organism: Anopheles coluzzii
Lineage: Eukaryota; Metazoa; Arthropoda; Insecta; Diptera; Culicidae
Product: putative inorganic phosphate cotransporter
Exons: 5
Coding region: 431-1933 (500 amino acids)
Biological process (GO): monoatomic anion transport; transmembrane transport
Molecular function (GO): transmembrane transporter activity
Source: RefSeq, a predicted model, not a curated record